This is a messenger RNA of Diospyros lotus (date-plum), 2934 nucleotides long. Its product is annotated as EIN3-binding F-box protein 1-like. The transcript is spliced from 2 exons. Gene Ontology annotation, cellular component: SCF ubiquitin ligase complex. The record is from RefSeq and is a predicted model, not a curated record. Gene Ontology annotation, biological process: SCF-dependent proteasomal ubiquitin-dependent protein catabolic process. The coding region runs from base 262 to 2166 and encodes 634 amino acids. Gene Ontology annotation, molecular function: protein binding. Lineage: Eukaryota; Viridiplantae; Streptophyta; Magnoliopsida; Ericales; Ebenaceae.
ACGCGGAAUGGCAACAGCGUUCAUUCAUCUACCCCUUUCUCUCUCUGUCUCUCUCUCUCUCUCUUCCUUCUCCAUAUUUCUCCACUUUUUUGCCCUACUACAGCGUAGGGUUCCUGAUGAUCUUGGACCUCUUUUGACUGUAAUGCAAUCGGCUGUUCAAGAUCUUGGCAUUUUUCUGAUCUGGGUUUCGUUGUUUUCGGUGAUCUGUCCGAUCGUUUUUGCUCUCGGCUGCGGGGUUUGUGUUUGUGCUCAGGAACAACCAUGCCUACUCUCGUCAAUUACAGUGGGGAUGAUGAAUUCUACUUUGGGGGGUCUGUUUAUUCCCAUUUGGAUGCAUAUUGCCCUCCAAGCAAGCGGGCUAGAAUCAGUUCCCCGUUUGCUUCCUCAGGAAACAUAUACGAGGAGGAGAGGAAGCCCUCCAUCGAAACUCUUCCCGAUGAAUGUCUUUUUGAGAUUUUCAGGCGCCUCCCUGGAGGCCAAGCGAGGAGUGCCUCUGCUUGUGUAUCCAAGCGCUGGCUUCUGCUCUUGAGCAGUCUCCGAAACUCAGAGAUUUGCCGGAGCAAGAACGCCGAGGAAUCAUCAGAUGAUGUUGAAAUGGUCUCUGGUAGGGAGGAUGUGGAAUCUGAAAGCAAUGGACAUCUUUCAAGGUGUUUGGAAGGGAAGAAAGCUACAGACAUUAGACUUGCUGCUAUUGCAGUUGGAACCUCCAGCUGUGGGGGGCUUGGCAAGCUUUCUAUAAGGGGAAGCAAUUCAUCUCGUCAAGUCACAGAUCUUGGGCUCUCGGCUGUUGCCCGUGGUUGCCCUUCUUUGAGGGUCCUUUCUCUCUGGGAUGUCCCCUCUGUAGGCGAUGAGGGUUUACUUGAGAUAGCCAAGGAAUGCCACUUGUUGGAGAAACUUGAUCUCUGCCAGUGUCCUUCAAUUUCCAACAAGGGUAUGAUUGCAAUUGCCAAGAAUUCCCCGAAUCUGACUGCUUUAACAAUUGAAUCUUGUCCGAACAUCAGCAAUGAGAGCUUGGAAGGUAUUGCACAAUUCUGCCCAAAGUUGCAGUGCAUCGCAAUCCGAGACUGCCCUUUGGUUGGGGAUCAGGGAGUUGCAAGCCUUGUGUCGUCAACCUCCUCCGUCUUGACCAAGGUAAAGUUUCAGGCACUGCGGGUCACAGAUAUUUCUCUUGCUGUAAUUGGGCAUUACGGAAAGGCUAUUACGAAUCUCACCCUUAAUGGGCUUCAAAAUGUGAGUGAGAAGGGCUUCUGGGUCAUGGGUAAGGCUCAGGGUUUGCAGAAAUUGACAUCUUUGACAAUUACUUCUUGUGGGGGGACAACCGACAGGAGUCUUGAGGCCAUAGCCAAGGGCUGCCAUAACUUGAAACAGAUGUGCCUUCGCAAGUGUUGCUUUGUAUCUGAUGGUGGACUUGUGGCUUUUGCUAGGGCUGCUGGAUCUCUUGAAAAUUUACAGUUGGAAGAGUGCAACCGGAUCACCCAAUCGGGGAUUUUGGGUGCCCUCUCAAAUUGUGGCUCGAAGUUAAAGUCUCUUUCCCUAGUUAAAUGUAUGGGAAUCAAGGAUCUUGCAGUGGAAACGCCCAUGCUAUCUCCAUGUGAAUCUCUUCGCUGCUUGUCCAUUCGAAGCUGCCCUGGUUUUGGAAGUCGUAGCUUGGCUAUGUUAGCGAAGUUGUGCCCUCAGCUACGUCAAUUAGAUCUAUCUGGGCUUUGUGGAAUAAACGAUGCUGGACUUCUUCCACUCGUGGAGAGCUGCGAGGCAGGCCUUGUUAAGGUGAACCUCAGUGGAUGCUUGAAUGUGACAGAUGAAGUGGUUUCGGCCAUUGCUAGGCUCCACGGUGGAACUCUCGAAGUGCUGAAUCUCGAUGGCUGCUACAAGCUCACUGACCAAAGCAUGGUGGCUGUUGCAGAGAACUGCCUAGUACUGAAUGAUCUCGACGUGUCCAAGUGUUCAAUCACCGACUUGGGCAUCAUUGCUUUGUGUCAUGGCGAGCAACUUACUCUGCAGGUCCUUUCCCUCUCGGGUUGCGCAAAGGUAUCGAACAAGAGCUUGCCUUACCUCAGAAAGUUGGGCAAGACACUGGGGGGACUGAAUCUCCAGCACUGCUCAAUCAGCAACAGCACCAUUGAGCGCCUUGAAGGAGCCUUGUGGAGAUGUGAUAUCCUAUGCUAGAUCACAAAGGUAAAAAAACGAUGAAGAUAGCUUAUUACAGAAGCCUAAAGCUCCCUAAAGCGCUCUCCAGAACCAGUAGCAGCAGCUUAAUAAUACUACUUCGUUUUUGGCACAUCAGAAGUGAGCCUCCUGGUAAUCCGGUAGCUCAGUUGUUUCACAGGAACUUCGGCCGAUACCUUUUCCACCCCUUUUUUUGCAGGUCUAGUACAGAACCUGUUUCAGCCCUUUUAGCCGCGCCUGAUAUGUGGGAGGCGGCCUCUUUCCCGGCCAUGGUUCCUGGCGAAUACAGUCACGGAGCUCCGGUUUCAGGUGUUUGUGGGUAUUCCGGUUCAGUGUUUCAGCCAGCUUAUUCACUUGCUCAUUCCUGAUGUGCCUGCCAUAUUAGAGUUCGUCUAUCUGUUUAUCUAUCUAUUGCCUACCAAAAGAGUCUGUUUUCUGGAUUUAAUGUCAGUUUGAGUGUUUCAUGUGUUUUGAGAAUUUCUUGUUAUGGUUGUUUGUCUUUAGGUGUCCUGUUAAGAGAGUGGUGUUCUGUGGUAAAUUCUGAGUGGUGGGUGCCUCAGAUUUCAUGGGCUCUGGCCAUGGCAGCUAAUUCAUUUGGUUUGCCAUGACAACCUUGUAUUUGGGUUGUUUUUUGCUUACCAGAGCCCUAGUUUUUUAGGGUUUCAUCAAAGCCCUAUUUCUGCAGGUCUCUCUGUCUUUGAAUUGUACACUGCAACUACUACUCUGUUGCCUGUAAUGAAAUAAAAUGUCCCUUUUGUGUGUGUGUUA